This is a messenger RNA of Eimeria tenella, 288 nucleotides long. RefSeq lists its product as uncharacterized. Lineage: Eukaryota; Apicomplexa; Conoidasida; Eucoccidiorida; Eimeriidae. The coding region runs from base 1 to 288 and encodes 95 amino acids. The transcript is spliced from 2 exons. The record is from RefSeq and is a predicted model, not a curated record.
AUGGAUGAAGUAGGCCUCCUUAGAGAAUGGAUGAAUCUAAUUUGGGGCUCCGUGGCAGCUGCUGAUGCUUUCCAUCAUUCACUAGCAGCAGCAGCAGCAGCAGCAGCAGCAAAUGCAGCAGUAGCAGCAGCAACAGAAAAGGCAGCAGCGGCAACGGCUGCAAAGCCAGCAGCAGCGGCAACCGUACAGACAGCAGCAGCAGCUGCAGCAGUCCCGAAAGCGGAGGAACUCACAGGAGGUAUAGCAGCAGCAGCAGCAGUAGCAGCAGCAGAAGUUGCUCUUUUCUGA